UCAUUACCAAAGUAGAUGAAACCCAAUGCACGCGUCGGCCUUGCCUUGGGAUCUAAGCUUCUCCGUCCAUGCAGGAAGCUCCUCCUCGUCUUCCGGCUCAAGAAGAAGCUCACCAUAAGAAGGGCGCGAGGGUCCUCGCCACGCUACACGACAACAGCGUCGGGGCGAGCCUCCCCGCUCAAAAGGCUCCUACCCGUCUCCGCCUUCGUUUCGGUCGUCCGAUCCCUGAAGAAGAAGAUGAGCGCGAGGGGCAGGCUCGGAGAGGGCAAGGCCCCGGGCGGCAGCAAGAUCGGGAAGGUGCUCUCCGGGUCGGCUACUUCGUAUUCCGGACGCGAGAGGCUGCUGUUUCCCUCGCCGAUCACGCCGGCAGCGCCUUCAGCAAUCGGCAGCGCUCCCUCCAAGUCCUUGAAGAGGAGGGGCUGGGACAGCGACGGCGGCGUUGACGAAGUGGAGGAUGCGUGCAGGAGCUUCGAGAACUACUUGGUGGAAAUGAUGGUGGAAGAAGGGAAAGUGAGGGAUCUCAUGGACGUGGAGGAGCUCCUCCUCUGUUGGAAGAACCUCACGUGCCCGGUUUUCGUCGACUUGGUCUCUCGAUUCUACCGCGAGCUGUGCCGGGACUUGUUCGCCGCCGCCGACGACGAGGACGACCGUGUUGGUUACUAGCGAGGUUUCGUGGUUGCGGCGACGUCAAUAAGGUUGCGAUGCGAUUGUAAUAGAGUAGAGGGGAAACGAGGAAGUAUCAUUUCGUUUGUUGGUAAAACAAGAUCAAGAUGGUCGACACUAUAUGUCUAGCUGGAUCUGGCAUGAUAAAUACGGAUAGUGAUGAUCGCAGGAGAUCGCAGGGCUGGAGAUAUCGAAACCCGACGCAAAAUCAAUCGCUUAAAUUGCCGACCGAAGCUUGUCACGUCAUUUGAUAAACCAUCGAUCUAAAUAAGAAAAAUAAUUUGUUACUGUGGCGAUAUUGUUGAACCCGAUGUCGCCGGUGGUGCUUCAUUGAUGGGUCGCAUCGAUGGUGGCAUUACCUCAAGGUGUGGUGGGUAUGGAGCCAAAGGGGUUGCUGGUAGGGGAGAUUGGCAAUGAUCCGGCAUCGAUAGUGGUCACAUGCGCAGGAGGCGGUGGCCGGCUAUGGCGGAGGGUGGUGGCCGACUUAGACGGAGGGGUGCCUUUGGUGAGUUGGUUUAGUGGCCGAAAGCUAGGACUAUAGGGAUUUUUCUCGAAGGGCAUUUUAACAAAUUUCAUUUGCUAGAUGGGAUGUAAACUUACAUUCCCAAAAGUAGAGAAUGCAAUCUUAAUUGGUGAAAUUGAGAUUAACACAA
Molecule: messenger RNA, 1316 nt
Organism: Eucalyptus grandis
Lineage: Eukaryota; Viridiplantae; Streptophyta; Magnoliopsida; Myrtales; Myrtaceae
Product: transcription repressor OFP17
Exons: 1
Coding region: 16-663 (215 amino acids)
Biological process (GO): negative regulation of DNA-templated transcription
Source: RefSeq, a predicted model, not a curated record